Messenger RNA from Rotaria sp. Silwood1, 852 nucleotides. Lineage: Eukaryota; Metazoa; Rotifera; Eurotatoria; Philodinida; Philodinidae. The record is from the annotation of a GenBank genome assembly.
AUGACUCGUACAAAUCCAUAUGCAGUCGCUAUUGGUGACAUCAAUGGAGAUAACUAUCUAGAUAUAGCUGUUGCUCAUCUUAGCGAUAGUAGUGUUGGCAUUUCACUCGGUGUUGGCAAUGGUACUUUCUUUUCACAAAGUUCAUUUGCAGUUGGUCUCACCCCAAUUACAGUUUCUGUCCAAGAUUUCGAUGGUGAUCAACGCCUUGACUUGUUGGUUGUUAACAAUGAUGCCAAUACUGUCAGCAUUCUGCUCGGUUAUGGUAACGGAACGUUCGCCUCGCAAAAAGUUUUUAAUACAUUCAUCUAUCCCAUGGUAGCCGUUGUAGCGGACUUUAAUCAUGACAAUAGUUUAGAUUUUGCUGUCACCAACUAUGGUAGCAAUAGUGUGAGUGUUCAUCUAGGCUAUGGUAAUGGUACUUUCCGAACACGAACAUCGUAUGCCACCAUGAUGAAUCCAUGGGGACUGGCGGUGGGUGAUCUGAAUGGUGAUCAACACAUGGAUCUAGUCACAGCAAACUGUGCAAAUAGUACGAUGAGUGUGCUACUCGGAAAUGGCAAUGGUACCUUUCGAGCAGCUGUUAACUAUAGGAUUGGAAGUUGUGCAUAUGCACUUGCAAUAGGUGAUAUGAAUGGAGAUACUUACUUGGAUGUCGUGGCUGUAGCAACCUUUUCUUAUUAUUUUAGUAUAUUUCUUGGUGAUGGACGAGGUUCUUUCUUUGAAUGGUGGUCUUUUCUUACAGAUGACAAUCCGACAUCGUUGGUUCUCUAUGAUUUCAACAAUGAUGGCCGACUUGAUGUCGUAAUUGGUCAUUACACGGGUACUAUAAGACUAUUUCUGAACACAUGCUAA